Molecule: messenger RNA, 2326 nt
Organism: Cygnus olor (mute swan)
Lineage: Eukaryota; Metazoa; Chordata; Aves; Anseriformes; Anatidae
Gene: PPP1R3G
Product: protein phosphatase 1 regulatory subunit 3G
Exons: 1
Coding region: 707-1582 (291 amino acids)
Biological process (GO): regulation of glycogen biosynthetic process
Cellular component (GO): protein phosphatase type 1 complex
Molecular function (GO): protein phosphatase 1 binding; glycogen binding
Source: RefSeq, a predicted model, not a curated record
CUAGCUCCCUGCAGCCUCCUGCCUCACUGGGAGCUGGACUCUGGCUCCUAGUUGAUGCCAUCGUGGUGCAAGGGUUUGUCCUGCUUAACCCUGGCCCUCUGGGUUUCUUCUUAGGGCCUCCUCUGGUGCUGCGUGAUGGAUGGAAGCCUAAACGAUAACAGCAGCAUAGCAGCAGUAACAACCACAAGAAGAGCAACGCUAAUCACAGCAGUGGCAGUAACAGCUAUGUCAAUACCAACCAGCUCUACCCUGGCAGCAUUCAGCCCCGGGCCCCGCGUUUUCACCCGGGGCGCUGAGGGGCGGCGGGACGGACCCCCCCGCGGCUGUGUGCGGGCUGUUUUCCUCCUUCUUCCCUCUUCCAAACCCCAUAAAACUCUCGGCGGCGUUGCUCGCGGCUCUCUGCCCCUCGCUGUGGAAACCGCGGCCCCCGGCGGUGCGAGGCGGCGGGGGACGACGUGCCCGCCCGCCCGUCCGCCGAAAACGCCUCGUAUUUCCUCCUCGUUCGCUCCGGGAGAGGGGAGGGCAGGGCAGGCAGGGCCCGCCCCCGCCCGCAGCUCCGCCGCAGCCCUCCGGGGUGGCUCUGGGCCCGCCGGGGGACGCGCCCCCCACCCGGGGCCUGCGGCGGGGGCGCCGGAUAAAGCGGUGCCGGCCGGCCGGCCCCCGACGGGACGGGACCGGACGGGACGGGCAGGGCCCGGGGGGGGCCAUGGCGAGCCCCUUGCAGCCGCAGCAGGAGCUGACGGCUCCCGGCGAGCAGCGGCUGCUCUGGGGGAGCGGCGCGGCGGGGGCGAAGCGGCAGCCGUCGGGGGAGCGGGCGGAGGGGCUGCUGCUGCUGGAGCUGCGCCGCUGCCGACGGUCGCCGGCCCCCGGCGUGGAGGGGAAGGAAGAGGAGGAUGAGGAGGACGAGGAGGAGGAGGAGGAGGCGACGGCGGGCCCGGGCUGCUGCCCCAAGUGCAAGAAGCGGGUGCAGUUCGCCGACUCGCUGGGGCUGAGCCUGGCCAGCGUGAAGCACUUCAGCGACGCCGAGGAGCCGCGGGUGCCGCCCGCCGCCCUCUCCGUCCUGCAGAGCCCGCCCGUCGAGGCGGGGGAGCCCGGAGCAGCCCCGGGGCUUCCCUCCAGCGGGGCCCGGCCGCCGGCCGCCCUGCUCCUGGAGCCCGACUUCCCCGACGGCGGCGCGCCGUCGGCCGAGCGGCUGCGGCGGCAGCGGGUGUGCCUGGAGCGGCUCUGCCGGCCCGCCUCGGCCGCCGGCGUGCGGGGCACGGUGCAGGUGCUGCCGUGCGGCGGCCCCGCCGAGGUGACGGUGCGCUACACCUUCAACGAGUGGCUCUCCUUCAUGGACGCCCAGGCUGAACCCCUGCCCGCCGCCGCGACCCCUGCCGUCGAGCCGCCGGCCGAGCGCUACGGCUUCACCCUGUGCGUCCCGCCGAGCUCUGGGGAGGGCUCGGCCCUGCACUUCGCCGUCCGCUACCGCAGCCAGCAGGGCGAGUACUGGGACAACAACGAGGGCCGCAACUACACGCUCCGCUGGUGCCGCCGCGCCCCCGACGGCUGCUCCGACAUGGCGGCCGCGCCCCUCCACUGACGGGACGGGGGGGGGGGGGAGGCACACCUGAGGAAGAAACGGGGCAUUGCCGUGGCUCGCGGGGUCUUUUUUAUUAGUUUUUGGAGAAUACGAGGGGAUUGAGUGGCGUGUGGUUUGGUGUUGGUCUUGGUGACGCACUAUUUUCUUUUUUUUUCCUCGACGUCAUUUUCUGAGGCUUUGAUUCGGGCAUCACCUCACGACCUGAUCGCUGGAGCACCCGAGUGACACGAGCCCCACGUUUGCCGCAGAUGUAACACAGCACCCCGCUUCUCCGGCUUGCACAGCCCUUCCAGAGCCAUGGUGCUGUGAUAGCGGUGUUGUGCGUCGCCUUUUUAGCAUUAUUUUUUCAAUCCAGCGGUCUCCGCAACAAUAUGAUGCUCCCUAACGAGGGCCCCUGACGAACUUCAGUGCCUGCCCCACCUUGGCUGUGCCCCCAGCCUCAGAGCUGGGUCUGGGUCGGGGCUGCCCUGGUUUUUGUCACUCAACAGGCUCUGAUAGCACUCACAGCCUUCCCCAGGCUUGGGUGCGGAUACCUGUGUGCGUCUGGCUAAUAGCAGCCAACGGGGACUUCUGCAAAAGUGUUUUUGCUUAAAAUAGGCUGCUUGCUGCUUCUCACACAACUGACGGGCCUAAAAACGGGGCAAAGGAGGAGUUAAAAAUGUUUGCUGAUACUGAGUCUGUCAGGAGAACUUUGAUAACAACACCGUUGAGUAAUGUAAAGUAAAAGAUGGUGUCUGUCUCACA